AUGUAUAAUUCUGAUACUGAAGAUGAAUCAGAUGCUGUGGACAAUUAUAUAAGUUUCGAUAAAAAGUCCUUUGAUACUGAAAGCGACGAUGAAAAGUCCUUUGAUACUGAAAGCGACAAUGAAAAAUCCGAAUCAGACCAGAAAGUUACGGUUUUAUUGGAUAAUGCGUCAUCUGUUCGUGAAGAAUUAAGAAAGAUUGAAGAAGAUGAAAGGAAUUUAUUGCAAAAGAUGACGCAAAGUGCUCAGGAAGAUAUAAAUAAAGGUCAUCAUGUUAAAAAUCAAAUUGCGCUUUGGGACGUAUUCUUAGACACACGUAUUCGUCUGCAGAGAGCGGUGGCUAUAUCAAAUACUUUUCCACAGCCUAACGUGUAUUCGCAGUUCAUUACACCUGAAACCAGGUUCUCUGUUCAAGAAACACGAACAGAACUAAGAGAGCUUAUUGACUCUCUUAUAGAUUUAAGAAAGAAUGAUAAUAUUGCUAUCACUGAAAAUGUAGCAAAUAAUCGAAAGCGACAUAUAGAAGACGAUAAUUACCUUGAGUAUCUAUGGAAAGACAUGCAAGAGAUUAAUGACUCAUUUUUGCCUUUUCGGGCCCAAACAAUUGAAAAGUGGAGUAAUAAAGUUCAAAUAGCACCUGGUAUACCACUUAAUAAAAAGUUUAAGGCCAUCAAUCAAGGUGUUAAUGAUCAAAUUGCACAUGUUUUAUGUGAUCGAGAACGAUUGAUUAAAAGGACACAGUUAAAGAGAAAUACAGACAAAAUUUUAGGAAAAGCAAAACCUGGCACGGGGACGUAUGAUGAACAUUUAACAAAUUAUGACUUAGAAAUAUUUGAUGAUACAGAUUUUUAUCAACAAUUGUUGCGUGAAUUGAUUGAAAGUCGUAUGAUAGAUAACGACGAUCCCGUCGCGUUAGGUUUACGUUGGGCAACAUUAAAACAGACUAAACAAAAGAAAAAGAAUGUAGAUACUAAAGCUAGUAAAGGAAGACGAGUAAGAUAUCAUGUUCAUGAGAAAUUGCAGAACUUUAUGGUCCCAAUUCCCUCUGGUACGUGGCAUGACGACAUGAUUGAUGAAUUGUAUUCGUCAUUGUUAGGUAAUAAGCAUGAAGAAUUGGAUACUGAUGAAAGUGAUGGAAAAGAGUCAAAUGAUCAUACCGUAGAGGCUGGGUUGGAUGG
Molecule: messenger RNA, 1175 nt
Organism: Cetraspora pellucida
Lineage: Eukaryota; Fungi; Glomeromycota; Glomeromycetes; Diversisporales; Gigasporaceae
Source: the annotation of a GenBank genome assembly